Molecule: messenger RNA, 8615 nt
Organism: Cebus imitator (Panamanian white-faced capuchin)
Lineage: Eukaryota; Metazoa; Chordata; Mammalia; Primates; Cebidae
Gene: ANKS1A
Product: ankyrin repeat and sterile alpha motif domain containing 1A
Exons: 12
Coding region: 2987-4213 (408 amino acids)
Cellular component (GO): cytosol
Molecular function (GO): protein binding
Source: RefSeq, a predicted model, not a curated record
UGGAAUUACAGGCAUGCGCCACCAUGCCUGGCUAAUUUUUAUAUUUUUAGUAGAGACAGGGUUUUACCAUGUUGGUCAGGCUGGUCUCGAACUCUUGACCUCGUGAUCCGCCUGCCUCAGCCUCCCAAAAUGCUGGGAUUACAGGCGUGAGCCACUGCACUGGGCCCUGUGUUCCUUUUUGUCCGUGAAAUCAUUCCUUACUCAUAUCAAGAAACCUAGAUGACAGAGGCUUCUGCUCCCUGGCUAGUCUCCCUCCAUCAGCUUUCAGUCUUGGUUCCUGGAGCCACCAUCCCCUCCGCAGCAGUGUUUCCCUGGGUUCUAGCAGAGAGGGCUGAGCUGGGCUUGGUCCAUUUUUAUCAGUCUCAGGUUAUGCUGGAGUCUGCAGAGGUGGCUUUUCUGUCUAAGUUUGUGGAUCUGUUUUCAGCGUCUGUUACUUUCAGUCAAACGAUCUCAUGCUCUGUUGUCGUUUGCAAGCUUUUCCAAGGGUCGAGUGUUUAUAGGAAAUAGAUGUUCAGGACUGAGACAAACACGGUUACCAUUUUCAAAGCUGUGCUUUGACGACAGGGAUGGGAUGGAUAGCUGUCAGUUCCAUGGAGGAUGCUUUCUGCUUUCUGCAUACAAGGAGCAGGAGCCAAAAUCACUUGCAUGUGCUUGAGAGCUGGGAGUCAGAAAUAGCCAUUGCCUCUUGGAUUUGCUAAGCCAGGCGAUGUGGCAGCACCUCGGGAAGAGCCCUCCCCUUGGAAGUGUGAAUGCUGAGCUUUCCCUUGACGUCUGGUCUCCUGUCUGAUCCCACCUACCAGUUCUUGUCCCCCAUAAACCCAUAUGAGUGUGUUGAGAGGCAGUCUGCCUCUACCCUUGGGUUUCUGGAUCCCAGCACACAGUCUUGUUUUAGUAGUCAUUUUCGUGAACCAUCCUCUAUAGUUCAGCUUGGGAAAGUCAGGAGCAGGCACAUAUGAGGGACCACCUAAACAGAGGGUUCAUCCACCUGUGCUGCAGAAUGCCAGGCUGCUGUGUCUGUACCACUGCUAGGCUCUGAAACAUAGAAAGGAUGGGCUCAGGCCUGCCUGUGAACCCUGUCUGAUGGGUCAGGAGAGGUAUUUCUCCAGGAUCUCAGGGAGUACCGUCUUCAGCUCAGACCAAAACGGAAUCACUGUUUAUUUUGACUGGUCAGUACCAGGGUUCAGAUUGUCCUUGGGCUGGGUUUCAGGAUCAGGGAGAAAAGAUCUGGGCUCUGGGGUCAGCAGCCUGGGUGGAGGAAGAGCAGGCCCUCCAGCUGGCAUCCCUGCAGCAAGUAUGGGAUUGCCCAGCACCGCUGGUUUUGCAGAGGCGCCCACACCCCCACCUGAAGGUCACGACCACAGCAUUAGAGUCUCAGACCUGUUUUAGGGCCAUGGGCCCCUAGGCUGCCACCACUGGAGCUAGGUAGCUGAAUCCCCAACAGAAGCAUUUACAGCCAACUCAUCCCUGUGCCAACUGCCAUUCUCAGGAAUCCAGGAGGGUGACCUUUCCCACUGGCCCAGGCCGCUUUGGCUUCUGUCAACAGAGGCCUCCAUCAAGCAGAAGGGAACUUGCUUGGCUGUCUUCUGAUAGAGCCAGCCAUGUUAGGUGUUGAGUAGCUGGUCAACCAGGAUCCUUCUGGGGCCUGAUGAGAACUCUCUUUGCCAGGGCUCGUCUACAGCCUAUCGGGAUACCAGUAUCUCCCAGCAUAUUUGGAGGAUGACGUGUAGUCCCUGGACUUAUGUCCCUGUACCUAUUUUAUCUUUUUUGCCCGUCUGCAUCUGUACUUGGGAUUUGGGCCUGAUUUCCCCUUGUCCUUGGCCAUUGCUGUCCUCCCCCAGAGUGUGAGUGGCUUGCUCUGGGGAUGGGGCUCUUCCGCUGGGCUCUGACAGGCCCGAGAGAAAUCUGUCUCCAAUUUGUUUGGCAUACUUACCUAAGGAACAUCAAGUGUAAUGGCCGUAUUUCAUUGCCUGUUUUUAUGAUGCAGCACAGUCAUUCCAAAGUGGCAAGUUGGGGCGAGGGGGUCACUUACCUGUGGGCUAUGCCCUUUGGGGCUGGUCAUUCCUUUGUUCUCUCCUGGCUGUCCUGGAAACUGUCUAACAAAGCUCUAGGAGCGUUCCCUCUCUAUUCUUCCUGACAAGCUGUUUCCAGCCCCUGGAGCUGGAGGUAAAGUUUCAUAUCUCCGCCCUUCAUACGCGUUUGUGCAGCCAACAUCAGAUAUUGGGAAAUCUGUCAUUUUGCCGUGUUGCUAGUGCUGCUGUCUCCUUCUCCCUCAGCAGCCACAGCAGCAGCCACUUCUGCUCCGAUGUGAUGUCCGAUCCCUGAUGUAUUUUCCUGAGCUUGGAAGGGGGAGGGUGAGGAGGGGAGGAAGGGGAGGGCCAGACAUUACGAGAGUGAGCAAGGACUGUGGAGCCAGCAGCAGGCAGCGUGGAGCCCAGGAGCCUUUAGACAAAGCAUUCUGCUGCGGCUCUGUCAGCGCGCACAUCCUCCGGCAGCAGGCAGGACCACAGCUGCCCGGCUGGGGGAUUACAAGCAAGAAUGAAUCAGCACCCGGGGACACUUGACUUCAUGGGCAUACGAGAACCUGCCGCUUAGGCUCCUGGAGCAGACUUCCCCAUUCAAGGGCAGAGGAGCUCAAGUAUUCCCCCAGACUUGGCAUCUUGGAGUGCUGCAGCAGCGUGCAUCCAGAAGGCCACCGGGUCCCUGACACCAUCUGUUCUGCAGGAGACAGAGGAGAGGGAGUGGAGGCUGGCACAGUUGGUACCAGGGUCUUGUAAAUAACGGAGCAAGUUGUCAUUGUCCUGCCCCAAGGGGCAGAAAGUACCUGGGAACGGCAGAAUGACUUUCACCGUGUCAAGAGUUCACUGGAGGUUCGCGGACGCUGGAGCAGAGUGUCGGGGAGUGGCUCGAGUCGAUUGGGCUGCAGCAGUAUGAGAGCAAGUUGCUUCUGAAUGGCUUUGACGAUGUCCGCUUCCUGGGGUCUAACGUGAUGGAAGAGCAGGACCUGCGGGACAUUGGCAUCAGCGACCCACAGCACCGGCGGAAGCUGCUCCAGGCCGCACGCUCCCUGCCCAAGGUGAAAGCUUUGGGCUAUGACGGGAACAGCCCCCCUUCGGUGCCCUCCUGGCUGGACUCCCUGGGGCUGCAGGACUACGUCCAUUCCUUCCUGUCAAGUGGUUACAGCUCCAUUGACACCGUGAAGAACCUCUGGGAGCUGGAGCUCGUCAACGUCCUGAAGGUCCAGCUGCUCGGCCAUCGCAAGCGCAUCAUCGCCUCCCUCGCAGACAGGCCGUACGAAGAGCCACCGCAGAAGCCCCCCAGGUUCUCCCAGCUGAGGUGCCAAGAUUUGCUCUCCCAGACGUCAUCCCCGCUGAGCCAGAAUGAUUCUUGCACCGGGCGGUCGGCAGACCUGCUGCUACCUCCAGGGGACACAGGCAGAAGGCGUCAUGACAGUCUCCAUGACCCUGCGGCACCCUCCCGAGCAGAGCGCUUCAGGAUCCAGGAGGAACACCGCGAGGCCAAGCUGACCCUGCGGCCCCCCAGCCUGGCAGCCCCCUACGCCCCAGUGCAGAGUUGGCAACACCAGCCAGAGAAACUCAUCUUCGAGUCCUGCGGUUAUGAAGCCAAUUACCUGGGCUCCAUGCUGAUCAAAGAUCUUCGAGGGACAGAAUCCACACAGGAUGCCUGUGCCAAGAUGCGGAAAUCCACCGAACACAUGAAGAAGAUCCCCACCAUUAUCCUGUCCAUCACAUACAAAGGUGUCAAGUUCAUCGAUGCCUCCAACAAGAACGUCAUCGCAGAGCACGAGAUCCGGAACAUUUCCUGUGCCGCCCAGGACCCAGAGGACCUCUGUACCUUCGCCUACAUCACCAAGGACCUGCAGACCAGCCACCACUAUUGCCAUGUGUUCAGCACAGUGGAUGUGAACCUGACCUACGAGAUCAUCCUGACGCUGGGGCAGGCCUUUGAGGUGGCCUACCAGUUGGCCCUGCAGGCCCAGAAGUCCAGGCCAAUGGGCGCCUCUGCAGCUGAGAUGAUUGAAACAAAAUCUUCCAAACCGGUGCCUAAGCCUCGGGUCGGCAUGAGGAAAUCCGCACUGGAACCACCUGAUAUGGACCAAGAUGCCCAAUCCCAUGCCAGUGUCUCCUGGGUUGUGGACCCCAAACCAGACUCUAAGCGGAGCCUCAGCACCAAGUAUGAGACCACUAUCUUCUAAACAACCCACUCCCUGUCUCCACUAGUCUCACUGUGCCUUUGCCAUCCGAUCUUUCUGCUGUCCUCAACUCUCUCCUUCCAGCUGCUGAAGCCACGGCCCCGCCUGCACUGGGACCUGCUCCUCCUGGGCAGGCAGCAGCGUAGACGCUGUACCCUCGCAGCUCUCGCACCUACCACCACUGAACACUGUGAAUUCUCCCCCUUGGGCUGAGGACAGCUUGGGGGGGUGAGUUGCCUUUGAGGUGGGCACCAAGAGGGCUCCAGGGGCCUGUUGCACCCCAGAAGCCUCCACAGGCAGGCACUGUGAACCCUGACGGGCAGGGUGGUCUCCAGCAGAAUCCCAGUGGCACUGAUAGCUCCCCGGGGUUGGGCUGGGCUCUGUGCGGCGCCCUCCUUCUGCCUGCUGUACUGAGCCACAGCUGGGCACCGCUGCCAAGAGCUGACUGUCCUCACCUCUCCUGAAACAACCAACCACUGUGACCACCCAGUGCCAGAAUCCCCAGCACUCUGCUCACAGCCGGCCUGCAGCCCCGCCCUGCUGUCCUCCACUGCUCUGAGGUGCUGGCCUCACUCUCAUGGCCAUGCCCUUGUGAGACCUUGAGCUCAGUGAUGUGGCUUGACCAGGGACAGACUGCUUUCUGUCAGGGCCCAAGAUAAUGCACCAGGCCCUUGGGCCUGUGCUGACUGUCCCGCUUGGGGCUCUGGGUAUCUGAACACUCACAGGCUGGCUCACACAGCAGGUGCCUCAGUCCUGAUGAGCCUUCCCCUCCAAGGAGCGAGGUGGCACAUGUGUGGGUGGCCCCUCGUAUCUUCGCCACGGAGUCUCAAGGCCUGGAAGCCUUGGGCCUGGCACUGGAGUCUAGCUCACUGAGGAGGAAGGUCUUCCGAAGGACCAGCGAGGAGGCAGCCUGUGCCCUGCGUGCACGGCACACCUUCUUCCCUCACAGAACAGAGCCGCUGGAGGACGGGCCCACACCGAGUGGCCUCCAUGUCCUCCAGGAGUUUUCUGACAUGCUUCACAGUGGGGGAUCGCAGAUAGUCCGCGCCGUCCAGUGCACCCCUGACUGCCUUCCUCAGCCUCCUGACUCCUCCGAGAGGAGAGGCUGUCCCCUCACAGCAGCUCAGCAGCUGGGAUGGUGGAGCUGAGUCUCUGAAGAGGCCCCGCGUUCUCCAGUGUGGGCAAAUCAGUUUGGAUGGCAGGAGACAGGAAGGAAGCGGUGCCGUAGGCAGCCGUGCACACGUAGCAGAGUCCACUAGGAAAGCCGGUCGGCCACGACAGUCAAAACCCAAGUUGAUAAAUGGGGUGGGUCCUGCGCACCCGCCCAUCCUUGUGCCUUCCUGAGCAGACUCGCUGAGCCAGAGGUGGCUGGGGGCUGCGGGCUGUGGGUGUCUGAGCAGGCGUGGAGGGCACCUGGGGAGGCUGUGAGGGAUCUUCUGUCCUGCUUUGUUUCCUUUCCAUUUCCUCCACCGUCCGCAGGCCCCAUUGGUUAACCCUUUCCUCCCCCCAUUGUUUGCUUCUGCCAAGCUGAGCCACUGAGGAACCACACUGUGCUGCGGAAACAUAGACGUGGGGGCACAGGCUCCCACCGCCGCUGCCGCCGCCUCACCUGCAGCUUUGAAGACCCAGGCCUCACCUUCGCCUGCAGGACGUCCUCUUGGCCACUUGGCCUGGGCCUCCCACCACCGCGUCUUGCAGAGUGAGCCCUGCCUUGGCUGCGGAGAAGCACUCCAGGCCGCUAGCAGAUGGGACUGGCAUUCCAGAGGGUCAAGAAAGUGACUUGUUCAGAACACAUUGUUUUUAAUUGAAAAAAAAAUCUUUUUAUAAAAUGAACUUUUAACACUUGGCUCAAACCUCUAGGUCAUACUGCCAAUCUUUAGACAAAUGGCCAUUGGGCAGAGGACAGUCUGCACAGUCUCUGUCCUCAGGAUGGGAUCUGGGUGCAGGAUCUGGGUGGGUCUGAAGAGAAGGUGGUGGCCUGUGGGUGAGGGGAACGGAGCAGGCUCCGGCAGAAUUGAGUAGAGUGAGUCUGCUUUUCAAACCCAACCAUGUCAGCUGCUGCUCUUUAUGAACUGCCCAACUUCCUGUCCCCGUCAGAGGCUGGACACAGGCUUCUCGCAAGAACACAGCCUUAAAGGCACCUGGGCAAAACAAAGGUCUCUGGUCUGUUUCUGGGGUUCCUGAUGGGAAGGUUCAGUGGCCAAAUGAAGAUAAGUGUGCAGUUUCUGGUGCUGGGAAGUCUUAGCCAGUGCCAGAGUGCCAGGCCUCUCACCUGUCAGUGACUGGAGGACUGCCCUGGGCUGGCCGGCCACAGGCUGGCGGGUGCCGUACUGCCUGUAGUGCAUCAAAGAACAGGAAAAGCAGCUUUGUUUGGGGCAUUAAUAUUUGGGGUAGGUCAGCUAAGGUUGCUACUUCCCAAUUUGUGAUUUGUCUAAUCAGCCUGUGUGACUGGGGCACAUUCUGAUUCUCUGAAUUAUUGGUUUGACAGUUACAUGCUCGGCUGCUGGGCUCAUCCCUGACCCCCGGUGUGGAAAUGGCUAUAUAAGGUGACAGUGCAUUUAUGCUCCCCAGCAUGGCCUCUGGGGCAGGCUGGCAUCCUGAUGCGCCACUGCUGCUUAAGCUUUCCCACUGGCUUGCUUUGCUUUUAAAAGUAACUUGGGUUGCAUUCUUCCUUCUGGACUAGAGUAGAAACGCAGGGGAAAGCCCUGUGGGGUUGAGAGGCAAAGCUGACUCGGUUGCAUGCCCAGUUCCUCCCAUGGGCACUUUAGCAGGCUCCGAGCUUUCCUGGCAUGGGUCAUUCUGGUCCCAGGAGGAAUAGUCCAGGCUUCAGCAACACUCCUCUUUCCCAGCAAAGGCUGUGAAUUUAAAUUCUUUGUUGCUGUGUAUGUGCAGGCAUUGCUCUUGGGCACAUUCUCAACCCGUGUGGUUGGCCAGAAGUGGGGCUGUGUCUCUGGCUGGCUUGAAGCCGGGCCUUGUGAGUUUCUGUCUGCUGAGCACUCAACAGAGUGGGGCCUGGGACCCAGCUCCCUCUGCAGCAGAGGCAGACCCUCCUCCACUUCUCGGUACUAAAUGAAGACCUCAACACCUUGCAAUUUUACUUCAUUUCCUGCUCCUUUCAGGGGCUGUGAGGAUUCCCAUGAGCUCAUGCCGUACAGUACUCGGCCCCAACUUUCUUCCAGGGGUUGACCAGGAACCCUAAACCAUCCGGAGUAGACUGUGCUGCUGCUGUGCGUGUGGUGGCUCCCAUCUCUUCCUCCUGAGGGGCCAGGCCACGUCUAAGUGGGCCUCUGUCAGGGGUGGUAGGUCCGAAAGAAACUGCAGACACUACGAUGCACUCCUCAAGCUGUCUUUUGUGCUUAGAUCAUCCAUAGGUGUUUCUUCCGCUUGAAGCUGCUAUAUCUUUAUUUAUUCAGGGUAUUUUCAUAUUGGAAGCCUUGGCUAGUCUGCUCUGGCUCUGGGUUUUGUUUAGAGAUUGGUUUAUUUCUGAACAUUCAAGAAAGGAAAAUGACUGGGUCCUCCCUCCUUCCCUUCUUCCCACCCUCCCUCCCUCCCUUCCUCCCUUCCUUCCCUUUCCUCCCUUCCUUUCCUUCCUUCCCUUUCCUCCCUUCCUUUCCUUCCUUCCUUCCUUCUCCUCUGGGGCCGGUAGUCUCCCUUUCUUAGAAAGGUUAUUGUAACUUUAAGGACAGGCUUCAAGUGGGAAGGUCCCUGCUUUUGCACUUCUCCCAGUGCAGGUCACACGAGGGGCAGACCCUGUCACUGCAUUUCUGAACUGUGAAGGAGCCCAUUCAGGUGGGAGACUUCAGAUGGGCUCUGACAGUACCUGUCCCGGCCACAGGCUCCUUGUCCACCUCUUCUCCCUUGUCCACCAGCUCCUCCUCGCAUAGGACCUUCCCAACAGGCUCUGCGUGUGCAGUGCUCCGCGUCCCUCCUGGGCCCUCCGGCGACAGACACUAGUGGGAGUUCCAGAGGCGCUGGGGUUUGAGCAGGCAGCAGGCAGCGCUGCAGUCAUCGAGACGUUAGAAAACCAGUCUGAACGUGGUCUGUCUUUGAAUGCCCAGGCCGGCAGAAAGCAGCUCACAAGUGUUGUUGCUCAUGGCGCGGCAAUGGACUGAGUUGUAAUAAAAAUGUUUGUUAUUUAAUCUUUGCCUCUGUAUUUUGAUACUUGAAUGACUUCCCCUUUUGUUUUACUGUACAUAUAAUUGUUAAUCUGUCUGAUUUUGUCUGAAUUAUAAACAUUUUGAGGUACCAAACAUAACCAAUCUGUGCAACAACAUAGACUGACCUCACUACCCACAAGAGAGUGUAAAUAUUCCCGGGCUUCCAGCUUUGGUUUUGUUAUUUUCAUAACUGUACAACUUAGAACAGACUGAAUUAAUAAAUGAGAAGCGACAUGAACCCAGCCUUA